Molecule: messenger RNA, 933 nt
Organism: Trichosurus vulpecula (common brushtail)
Lineage: Eukaryota; Metazoa; Chordata; Mammalia; Diprotodontia; Phalangeridae
Product: olfactory receptor 51G1-like
Exons: 1
Coding region: 1-933 (310 amino acids)
Biological process (GO): G protein-coupled receptor signaling pathway
Cellular component (GO): membrane
Molecular function (GO): G protein-coupled receptor activity; olfactory receptor activity
Source: RefSeq, a predicted model, not a curated record
AUGACUUCAUUCAACAACAGUCACUUCAGACCCUUUCUUCUGACUGGGUUUCCUGGUUGGGAACCAUCUCAUCCACAUAUCUCUAUAGUGUUCUGCUUUCUUUACUUGACUGCCAUUGUGGGCAACGGAGCCAUCCUGGUAGUGAUCUGGGAGGAACAGACGCUGCAUGAGCCUAUGUACCUCUUCCUUUCCAUGCUAGCAGCCAGUGACCUGGGCAUCUGUGCCACUACCCUGCCCACCUUGCUCAAGCUCUUCUGGUUUAAUGUCCGUGAAAUCAACUUUGAUGCCUGCCUUGUCCAGAUGUAUUUCAUCCAUGUCUUCUCCCUCAUGGAGUCAGGCAUCCUCGUAUCCAUGGCUUUUGAUCGCUAUGUGACUAUCUCUAAUCCUCUCCAGUAUACAGCUAUCCUGACUAAUUCCACCAUUAUGAAAAUUGGCUUAGGAAUCCUGGUUCGAGCUGUCUUAGCAAUCUUCCCAGCACCAUGGCUCAUUAGGCAAAUUAAAUUUUGUAAGGCCAAUGUCCUUUCCCAUUCCUAUUGCCUGCACCCAGACAUCAUUAAGCUUUCUUGCUCUGACAAUUGGAUCAGCAUCAUCACUGGCCUCAUCGUCAUCAUCUUUACCUUUGUUAUGGACUCUCUGUUCAUCCUUCUUUCCUACCUGAAGAUCUUCAUCAUGGUUCUGGGCAUUGCCUCUCAUGAGGAGCAGCUCAAGGCCCUCAAUACCUGUGUCUCCCACAUCUGUGCUGUCUUGCUGGUGUACAUCCCCAUGCUGGGUGUAUCCAUCAUCCACUGCUUUGGGAAGUACCUCCCUCCUGUGAUUCACAUCAUUAUGGGUUAUGUCUACUUGCUGAUUCUCCCUGUUCUCAACCCCAUUGUCUACUGUAUCAAGAACAAUCAAAUUCGCACCCAUGUCCUUAGGCUCUUUCAGGCAAAAUAG